AUGGUGGUCUCGAUUCAUGCCGUCGCUGAUACCCUAACCUUCAUCAGAAUGACUUGCCAUAAUAGAAAAGAUCCCAAUAUCGUAUCUAAUUCAGCAGAGCAAAGGAAAAGGCGUCGCGUCGAGAGGAGGUUUGUCAAACAGGUGGCAUUACAAGGAGUGGUAUUCGUUACUGAGCUGGUUUCAUACUUUUACGUCGACGACUUCUUCCCUCUCACCAAAAAAGACGACUUGGAACGUGAUCCAAACAGAUGGCCGAACUUCCUGUGCACCACCUUUGCAUGGAUACUGGUGCCUUUAUUCGAUGGGUAG
Cooperia oncophora is the source of this 309-nucleotide messenger RNA. The record is from the annotation of a GenBank genome assembly. NCBI's taxonomy places the organism in Eukaryota, Metazoa, Nematoda, Chromadorea, Rhabditida, Trichostrongylidae.